Messenger RNA from Panicum hallii, 764 nucleotides. RefSeq names its product thioredoxin-like protein YLS8. Gene Ontology annotation, biological process: mRNA splicing, via spliceosome. The transcript has 2 exons. Gene Ontology annotation, cellular component: U5 snRNP; U4/U6 x U5 tri-snRNP complex; spliceosomal complex. Lineage: Eukaryota; Viridiplantae; Streptophyta; Magnoliopsida; Poales; Poaceae. The coding region runs from base 100 to 528 and encodes 142 amino acids. The record is from RefSeq and is a predicted model, not a curated record.
CCAAGGAAUCCAACGGCUCCCACCCCACACGGCCACACCGCGUCUUUCCCCGAGCUCCAGGUCCUCUCCGCCGUCUCGCCGAACCGGGGCAGCGCGGAGAUGUCGUACCUGCUGCCGCACCUGCACUCCGGGUGGGCGGUGGACCAGGCCAUCCUCGCCGAGGAGGAGCGCCUCGUCAUCAUCCGCUUCGGCCACGACUGGGACGAGACGUGCAUGCAGAUGGAUGAAGUGCUGGCCGCAGUUGCAGAGACUAUAAAGAACUUUGCAGUUAUCUACCUCGUUGACAUCACGGAGGUUCCUGACUUCAACACGAUGUACGAGCUGUAUGAUCCGUCGACCGUGAUGUUCUUCUUCCGGAACAAGCACAUCAUGAUUGAUCUCGGGACAGGAAACAACAACAAGAUCAACUGGGCCUUGAAGGACAAGCAGGAGUUCAUCGACAUUGUGGAGACUGUGUACAGGGGUGCCCGGAAGGGCCGCGGUCUGGUGAUUGCUCCAAAAGACUACUCCACCAAGUACCGUUACUAAGCCAUUUGUACCGGGUAUUGUUGUGCAGGUUCGGGUCUGCCAUGUUGGGGAAAUGCCAACUCUCAGACAUGUAACGCAUAACUCAAUGGUUGUUUACUUGUUGAGUGUUGCUUAAUUUUGUUGACAAUCAAAUAAGAUUGUAAUCUGAUUGAUCGUUAAAGCUGAAUAUGUGGUCUAUUGGUAAGGCUCUGGAACCUAGCAGGGUUUUGCCGUUGUGUUCUGUUUCUUCAGCCUGC